Molecule: messenger RNA, 957 nt
Organism: Lacerta agilis (Sand lizard)
Lineage: Eukaryota; Metazoa; Chordata; Lepidosauria; Squamata; Lacertidae
Exons: 4
Coding region: 1-783 (260 amino acids)
Biological process (GO): T cell activation
Cellular component (GO): external side of plasma membrane
Source: RefSeq, a predicted model, not a curated record
AUGCAGCGCCUCCUGGCUCAGCUGGCCGCUUUGUGCUGCGCUGCGGUGGCCACAGCAGGCAGCACACUGAGCGAGCGGGCCUGCACCAAGCGAGCGAGGGCACGCGCAGACAGUCCUACAGCGGCUGAAUUAGACCCCAAAGAUGUGGGGCACACGGUCAGUCUUCCUGUCGUGGUUCCAAAAGGGAGCACUUUCUCGGGUCUCAUGUUGAGGUCCCUCGGCCCACCCAGCAAGGCCGUCGCUCUGUGGGAGCAAGGGAAGCCCGUCACGGUCCUGGACCCCAGAUAUUCCCAAAGGGUGUCCUUCCUGGAGCAGGAUCCGGCCUUCCAAAUCCAUAACCUCACCUUGGAAGACGGAGGAAGCUAUGACGUUUCCAUGUUGACCCAGGCAGGCUCCACGAUGCUGAACCGCUACACGCUCUUUGUCUUCCACAUCAGCAUCAGGGGACAAAGGCUGGCCAACAGUUCCUGCAACCUCAAUUUGCUGUGUGAGGCCGGAGCUGGAGCCAAAGCUCGGGUGACCUACUCCUGGAAGAAUACAAAUACGGGGGACACGGCUUCCGACAAUGCCCGGCUGCACCUCACCUUGAACGCCCAGAGCAAGGAUGACUCCUACACCUGCUCCGCGCAGGCCUUGGGGACCCAGAAAGCCUGGGAAGUCUUGCCCUAUGAAUCAUGCCCAACAUCUGCCGCUGCAGGACUCUCCGUGGCCGGCCUGUUCUUCUACCACAUUGCCAGAGCUGUUUUGGCACCUGCCGUCAUCACUGUCUUCAUGCUCCUGUGAAUAGCCAGUGGCUCUCCAGCUGCUUCCUGAGCGAAGUGUGGAAAUCCAGCUGCCUCCUAUCUUUUCCCAAUCCUGCCACUUCUUGUCCGCCCCUUGCUCUGGUUCCCCUUUACAGUCAAACCUCAGUUGUCAAACCUAAUUCAUUCAAGAAGCCUGUUCGACUUCCGAUGGGUC